This is a messenger RNA of Bactrocera tryoni, 5096 nucleotides long. It is a transcript of the gene WDR79, whose product is annotated as dynein heavy chain 1, axonemal. NCBI's taxonomy places the organism in Eukaryota, Metazoa, Arthropoda, Insecta, Diptera, Tephritidae. Gene Ontology annotation, molecular function: RNA binding; protein binding. Gene Ontology annotation, cellular component: Cajal body. The record is from RefSeq and is a predicted model, not a curated record. The coding region runs from base 90 to 4841 and encodes 1583 amino acids. The transcript is spliced from 8 exons. Gene Ontology annotation, biological process: Cajal body organization.
CCAAGUACCGAAAGUAGAAUUAUACUCUUUUACAACUUUAACAACAAAUAGCUCUUCUUUAAAAGAAAAGAUAACAAAAAACUCCGAAAAUGCGUCGCAUCUAUUCCACGAACUUACUAAAGCAUAUCGGCAUCGAAGACGAUAUGAUAACGGAAGAAAAACGACUUCAAUGCCCCACUGUAGGCGCCGAACAACCGACCGAAUUUCCAGAAGUAAUCAUUCAAACUGAAUUCUUAGAGUCCAGUCACUAUCACAUCGAGACCGCACAGAAAUGGCUUGUGUUGAACGGCAAAAAUGGGCGACAACACAAAUUUCCGCUACAAACCAUCUUGCCCAAAGUGCAAAUGACGCGUACGGUGCCAGCGAAGCAUCUACCACGUGAUGUUGAAGUUGAUCGACGUCGGCGACAAAACAGUAAACUGGAUUUAUUGCAAAUGCUGGAUGAGGCCGGCAUAACCAACGGCGAUCUAAUGCCAACCGAAAUACUGUACUACAGCCUCUCCGAUAAUGUCUUCAAACACUUUCUACCAUUGAGUUUCUUUGAUGACUCGGACUAUGACACAAACUCACCGGAGGCGUGGUUGAGUUUAGGCAAAGUGGAGGAUGGCAUAUAUCCACUGCCAGCAAAAGCUUUCCUGCCAUACAAGCAAAGUCUAUUCGACUACAGGUGGCAAUAUGCCGCCGUUAGCGCUUACGAUAAGGAAACAACUAAAUGGACAGUGCUGAACUUGGAUGAUGAGAUGUUAUAUGAAAUACCAAGUAUACAAAUUAUGUUUCUUGCGGAUAGUCCAAAAAUGUUCGUGCAACGCAUUCAAAAAGCGCAAAAUGAUCGUUGCUAUGCCGAGCGGGUGAUCAAAAUGGAGUCAAUCGUGGAUUGUGUGCUGAUGCAAGAUAUUGAAGAUCAGCGCUUUAUGCGUAACGAUCGUAUCGAUAAUCUGCUACAGAAGGUGAUCGGCAGAGCCGAUGAUAAAUUUCAAUAUCAAUUGCGCAUCGAAGUCUAUCUUGUGUUCGAACAUUUAAUGGCGUGUUAUGAGUUCGAAAAAUUCGUCAAACUCAUGCCGAAAGAGUUUCCCACCUUUGAUGACAAUCUCAUCGCGAAUUCCUUGCCACGCGCCUUCAAAUCGGUGGCGAAUAUUAAUGAAGCGCGUAGCUGUAAGAGCUUUCGUGUGAAUAUCAAAAAGUUACGUUACCUUUUAUUGCGCUCGACCAUAUUCUAUAUUGGCGCCGGCAUCGAGGCUAUGUGUAAUGUCGCCGUGCAGUGUCAGUAUAUUGAGACAUUAUCGAUUUUUUUGACCGGCUUUGUGAAACCCGUAGCGCUGAAUGAUUUCCUACAGUCACAGCAGUCGAAUAGCAAUAAUGUUGCGACAUAUUUGAAGAAUUUCUGGCCACAAAAGAUAUCGUCCGGCAUAACAUUGGUGCUGCGCGCACUCGGUAAAGGUUGGCUGGACAUCAGCCUCGAUAAGUGGAGCGUCUAUCAGAUGUGCAAGAUAUCACGUUUCAUAUUACAGACGAAAUUUCGCAUGCAAGAAUCUAUGCAGGUGCUCUUGGAGAAAUCGAUCGAUACUUUUAGCGUAUAUUUGACGGAUCCAUGUUUGCAAUUCCUGAAACUACAAGCGGACUAUAAGUGGCGCAAUAAUUACAUUGAGACGGAGUUUCCAUGUGAGAAACCCAUAUUUUUUCUAAUCAUCACCAUAUCGGAGGCUAGGAAGGUGGUUUACUCAACCACACCGGAAGAUUUUGCACCGCUGCUGACAGAUAUCUUCAAGAAGGCAUUGGAGAAGACUAGCGGUGUGCGCUGCAUUGAGGCUGAGACUUUGUUAAAUCUUAAAUUUGCUCCGAAUCUAUAUAUAGAGACGGUUGAGCUCAUUGAAGAUUUAUUCAUACAAUGGAAUGAUCUACUGGGUCGUUGUUAUAUUCAAGCCGUACUACCGCUAAAUUCCUACGCACGUCUUUAUGAACGCUUCAUCGAUUUCUAUCUGCUAAAUGUCAAUGAAUACAUGCGCGAAUACGAGUCAAUAAAACGUUCCUCGUCUGAGGUGAAAUACGACAUAUUGGAGCACAAACGUCAGAAAGAGGAAUUACGUGAGAUCUUACCAGCGUUCAUUACGAUCGGUCCGUUUCUGAUUAAUGUGGAUCUAAUGAAACAGCUGAUGAUUAAGAAACACACGGAAAUUGUACGCAAACUCUUCGAAUACUAUAUACAACGCAUGUGGGAUAUAAAUGAGACCAUUUUGGAGCAAUGCUUAAGCAUAUAUCAGAAGAUUACCGAUCGUCCGCAAAGCAUUGAACAUCUGUAUGAGAUACGCGACUUUGCCGCCACAGUGCCAGAUGUCGUCGAGCAGUUGCGUGCGGAUAUUCAAAUUAUGUGGUUGGAAUAUGAAAUGCUAGACAGCUUCUUCUAUAAUCUUAGUGAUACACAAUUCGCUAUGAAAUGGGAGGUUUACGCUUGGCCUCACACAAUUAUGCAGCGUUUGGGUACUUUGCGUGAGGAGCAAAAGAAUGAUAUCGAAGAGUUUCGACGCGUACAUUCCAGUGAGUGCAUUAGUUUUGAGGAACGUCUGGAGUCGUUGAACGAAGAAAUACAAGCCUUUUCCUUAAUAUUCGAACCGAAUAAGGUGACCGAGACAGCGGUGGAGGUCAAAAAAACCUGGAAGCAAAUACAAGAAUUGGAGAAACUCGGCAAAACACUACAGUAUCGUCAGAAACUUUUCGACCUAGAAGAUCUCUCAUUAGAAUUUCUUGAAAGUAUUAUAAGCGGUUUUACACCAUACCGUCAAUUGUGGCUAACUUGUUUGGACUUUCUGAAACUCGAAGAAGCGACCGUUGGCAAUCCAUUAGUCAAUAUUGAUUUGGAAGAUGUUUGGAAUUCCAUUCAAGAUAUACGAAAAUCCUUAAAUGAAACGUAUAAUAUUUUCACCGAGAAGCCCGAAAUACAGGAUGUAGCAAAAUUCUACUUGGCCAAAUGUGAUGAUUUUGUGCCAGUCUGGCAAUGCAUCGAUUGGUUGAAGAAUGAGCAUUGGCUAUAUAUGCAUUGGCAAGAGCUCUCAACACGCAGUGGCAUGGAAAUUAAAUAUUCGGCUGCCAUGAAUUUUUCCUACCUUGUACGUAAGGGUAUAAUGGAGAACUUAAGUUUGGUGCAUGAGAUUUCAUCCAAAGCUGAGUACGAGGCAAACGAGUAUAGGAGGCAGCUGGAAGAAGAGGAGCGUCGUAAAGAGCAAGAAUUACAAGAGCUAAUUAUGCGUAAAGCUCUGCGAAAAUGUCGUAGGGAUAUACUGUUAGAUGAACCUCAAGGCGAGGUGGAAAAGAAAGAAGGAGAGAAAGCUGAGACAUUGCAAAACUACGCUUCCUACAGGAGUGAAGAGGUGGACCAUGAACUACCCGAACGGUCGACAAUCAUCCUGAUAAUUGAUAACACAGCUUCUUUUAGCAUGAAUGAGAACAUAAGCUGCAGCGAUAUAGACAUGUCAGCAGAGGAGGUGUCGCCGGUAGUUAAAAACACAAUAAUUUUUAAAGAAAAUACACACGACUUAUCGGCCAAGUUCACCGAUAUAUCAUUAGAUGAAAGUUGCAUUGAUACCGUUGUAAUCGAAGAGAAUAUAAUUGAAAGUGAUACAUUAAAUAAUACAGCACAAAAUAACGAGUCAGAAUUGACUGAAAAUAAAAAUGCGCCUGAGGUUAAUGAACUGUUUCAGACCGCAUUGUUGGAAUUAGGCCGGCGUUUAUGGAGUUCUUCACCAGAAAAACAACACUACACUAAAGGUUGUCUGUGGUCGCCAGAUGGUACAUGUAUACUAACACCGGUGCAUUUAGAUGGCAUGCAUGUUAUUGAACUGCCAAGGGAUCUUUAUACCGCCUUUUCCACUAAAACCGUGUCAGCGAACCGUGAGUUAAGUAAACUAGAAACUGCCGUGCAUGUAAAAGAAGGUGGUACGGUUUACGAUUAUGCGUGGUAUCCGUUCAUGAAUAGUAACGCACCGGAAACUUGCUGUUGGUUGGCGUCAAGACAACAUGAGCCUAUACAUAUGUGGGAUGCAUUUAACGCUGAGCUACGUUGUACUUAUCGCGGUUACGAUAAUGUAGAUGAAGUGGAAUCGGCAAUUGCUGUAACAUUUUCUAACGAUGGCGAGAAAGUAUAUGGCGGCUAUAAGAAAUCCAUAAAAAUAUUUGAUACAAAUGUACCGGGUCGUGAUUCGAGCUCGAUUUCAGUAAAACAAGCCAUUUCGUGUUUUGCGCUCACCAGAGAUAACGAUAGGACAGUGACGACUGGCUCUUGGAAUGGAUAUAUAAAUCACUUUGACUUGCGUGCACCCAAAUUGGGUCCACUAUUUACGCUUGGCGGACAUACUGGUGGCAUAACAUGGUUACGUUAUGCGGUAUUAGCAAACAGUGAUAAUUGGUCACUAUUCAGUGGCGCACGUAAGGAUAAUAAAAUCUUAGAAUGGGAUAUGCGCAACUAUUCCAGUCCAGUAAGAGAGUUUACACGAAAUGUUGCAACAAAUCAACGCAUCUAUUUCGACGUGUGUCCAUACGAUGAGCGUUGGCUAGUGAGCGGCGACACAUCUGGAUUUUUAUGUAUUUGGGAUUUGGAGAACAAUGUGGAGGAAAAACUACCGUUACAUGGAGAUUGUUGUAAUGGUGCUAAUUUUCAUCCAUCCUUACCCAUAUUGGCGACUACUUCAGGGCAGCAUCACUUUGUGGAUAUGACAGAAGAUGAAAUUGCAACAAAAUGUAUAAAUACAGAUUUAAAUGAAGAAGAUAUAACUAUAGAUUAUGAAAAUGCGCUGAUGCUGUGGUGGAUUGGUAAGAAUAAUGAAGGUGAUAAUGCUUCUGAUUUAGCAUAAUUUAAUUAUUAUCUAUAUAGAGAUGCAUGAAUUCAAAUUGUUUUUUAAUAAUGCAUCCAGUUCUAUUUUAUAAACAUUUUGAUAGAAAGAUUGUAUAGAUAUAAUUUUGUUACAGCGCAUAGUUUUAAGUAUAUAAUUUAUAAUACUUAUAAUUAAUACAAUGAAAAUGCAUCAGAAUGUAAAUACAUAGUGGAAACCCGAUUACUUGUAUUGUAAACAAAUGCAAUUUUGGUAAUAAAAAUGCUGAAUACUUUA